AAAUCACAGGGUUCUAGUUCUCUUUAUGACAUCACCUUUCCACAUCCCCAAACUUAGGCCCUGGCAAGUCACAAGUGGGAGAAAUGUCUAUACCAAGAUUCCUAAAAGUUACAUAUGGACCAUAUGAUAAUUAUAUUCCAGUCAGUGAAUUAAGUAAAAAAUCAUGGAAUCAGCAGUACUUUUCCCUGGCAUUUCCCAAACCACCAAGACCAGGAAAGAAACGGAGAUCACUACCUUCCCAGUUACAUAACAAUACAGCUCCUGUAAUUGAUGAACAAAAAUUAGGAAUUCACAGACCACCAUUAUGGAUGCACCGUUCUCUGAUGAAAAUUUCCGAGAGACCAUCUGUUUAUUUAGCUGCCAGGAAGGGUCUUCCACUGAAAUCAACUCGUUCUGGCAAGGGAGAGUCUAAAGAAGCAAGCCCACACAAACCUUCGUCUUCAGAAAAAACAAAGAAAGAAGAGAAAGUGAAGAAAGAUGAGCCUGCAGCAAAAGAGAAGGCAGUGUUAAAGAUAACCAAGGAAGAAAGUUCCAAACAAGGUGAUAAGAAAAGUUCAAAGGAAUCCCAGAAAGAUAAGGUGUCAGCUUCAGAAUCUGAAGGUGAAAAGGCUGGUAAAAAGAAAGAAGCCAAAAAAGGUAAGAAGGAACCAAAGGAAAAAGGAUCAGUCUCAGAAUCUGAAGGUGAAAAGGCUGGUGAGAAGAAAGAGGCCAAAAAAGGUAAAAAGGGGUCAAAGGAUAAACUGUUACUCUCAGAGUCUGAAGGUGAAAAACCUGGCGAGAAGAAAGAUGCCAAGAAAGAUAAAAAAGGGACAAAGGAAAAGGAGAAAGUAGCCUCCGAAUCUGAAAGUGAAAAGUCUGGUGGGAAGAAAGAUUCUAAAAAAGGUAAGAAGGAGCCAAAGGGCUCCAAGGAUACACCUACAGAUUCAGAAGCUGACAAGCCUGGUGAAAAGAAAGGAAACAAAAUUUCUAAAAAGGCUUCAAAGAUCAAAGAUACACCUCUAGAUUCUGAAAGUGAGAAGGGAGAUUUAAAGAAAGAGGGCAAGAAAGAAGGCAAGAAGAAGGAAAAUAAAAAGGAGAAGAAGGCAGGAGAUUCAAAGGAGGAUAGUAAGAAAGACAAGAAAGACAAGAAAAAAGACAAGAAAGACUCUGCAGGUGAUUCCGCUGAUUCAAAGAAGGAGGAAAAGAAGGCAAAGAAAGAGAAGAAGGGAAAGUAGUCUUGGAUGAGAACUCAACCUGUACGUAGAACUCCAAAGUAUAUUCAGUGAAGCUACCUCAGUAGUCUUAGAAUGAGCCCAUGAGAUAGAAGAAGAGUGCAGUAAAUUAAUCAAAUAAUCCUUAGAGAAGAGAAAACAUAAUGUGAAAUGAAAAUAUAGCCAGUGUUAGAAAAACAAAAAAAAGACUAAGACAAAUACUUAGGAUUCAUUGAAUGACGUGGAAGAUACCUAUUCUAAAAUUAUAGCUAUGGAGUUUUAAAAGUAAAAUCGCUAGAGACAUUCAAGAAUACGCAAAUAAGAAUCCAGAAAACAUAGAUAUAGAAACAAACAAAAUUACCAGUAUUCAGUAAGGACUUUGCUAAAAUAGAAAAGAAAAAGAAAAAAACUCCAAGAAGGCUUAAUGUUGUCUCUAGAUUUAAUGAUGUAAAGCUAAGUUGAGUUUCUACAAUUAAAGAAAUGAGAUGCCCAAGAAAAAAAAUCAAUGUUUAGAAAAUAGAGUUUGAGUUGAACAAAUAUCCAUGAUGGCUUUAGGGAGAAAACACAGAGGAGGAAGGGAGCAAGAGAGUGAGUAAAUAAGGCAGGAAGGAAAAGACUUUAAAAAAAGAUAAGACAGGCAAGGACCAUCAUUAUAGAAAGAAGACAAAGAAAACCUUGAGUUUGCAGGACCAUCUAAGUUUGAAGUGACCACAAGAUUGAACCACUUGUAAUUCCUGAUGGACGUUCUUGAAUGGGGAAUAAAGAGGAUACUAAAAUUGAAGAGAUAUCACCAGCUCUGCAAACAAGAAGCAACAACAACAGAAAUUAAUAACAUCACUUGAGAAGUACAGCAGAACCCUGGCAGGAGAGAUGUAAAGUUUUAUUAAAAAUCUAUGAAGUGAAAUCACAAUAUUCAACAAACAUCUUGCAGGAAUCUGGAAAGAAGCAGAGGGACACAGAAGAAUUCACAAAGUUCAAGAGCAAUUUAAAGACAGUGACUACCAUGAAGAUGUGUUCAAUAUCAACCACUCUGGAGGAAUACAAUUUCCCAUUUGCUUGAUUAUCUUCAUGUCUGUGAAGUUGCCAGGAAGCUCUAAUUUUGAAAUGAAUGAAUUUUACCAUCAAAUGAGAAUAUCCAAUAAAAACAUCUCUCUAUGGAUAA
Myodes glareolus (Bank vole) is the source of this 2352-nucleotide messenger RNA. The record is from RefSeq and is a predicted model, not a curated record. NCBI's taxonomy places the organism in Eukaryota, Metazoa, Chordata, Mammalia, Rodentia, Cricetidae.